Molecule: messenger RNA, 2029 nt
Organism: Sphaeroforma arctica JP610
Lineage: Eukaryota; Ichthyosporea; Ichthyophonida
Product: propionyl-CoA carboxylase beta chain, mitochondrial
Exons: 11
Coding region: 174-1829 (551 amino acids)
Cellular component (GO): mitochondrion
Molecular function (GO): propionyl-CoA carboxylase activity
Source: RefSeq, a predicted model, not a curated record
UAAAAAUAUAGCUGCGUGUACUUUCGUACAAGAGACUGUGCAUACUAUUCGUAUUGUAUACAUACAUACGCUGGCCAUUGGAUAAGAGGUAGUGCUUCGCUAGGUUGUAUCGGAUUGAGCACAUAAAUAAAUAUUUGUUAUAUAACAUCUGAGCAACAUACAACGGCUUCGGUAUGCUUAGAUACGCAAUCAGAGCUCCAGCUCUAAGGUUAGCCUUCAAGGCCCAGGCACUGCCCGCGUCCCGUCUCGCGGCCAACAAAGUUCGGUACUCAAGUGCGGCUGCCACUGACCAUGUGGAGACAGACACGCCUGCUAUCCGAGUCAGAAAACAGCUCGCACAGAAGCGCAAGGAGGCGUUAUUAGGCGGUGGACAAAAGCGCAUAGACACGCAGCAUAGCAAGGGCAAGCUCACCGCUCGCGAACGAUUGGAUGUGUUGUUGGACACUGGCAGUUUCCAGGAGACUGACAUGCUCAUGGAACACACGUGCACGGACUUUGGCAUGGAGAAGCAGAAGCCUGUGGGUGAUGGAGUUGUGACGGGCCGAGGCAUGAUCAACGGACGUCUGGUGUAUGUGUUCUCACAGGACUUCACAGUGUUCGGUGGUUCGCUCUCCGCGGCACACGCCAAGAAGAUCUGCAAGGUUAUGGAUUUGGCUAUCGAGAUCGGCGCGCCUGUUAUUGGUCUCAACGAUUCCGGAGGUGCGCGUAUUCAAGAAGGUGUAGACUCGCUCGCGGGUUACGCAGACAUCUUCCUGCGCAAUACCUUGGCCAGUGGUGUGGUGCCGCAGAUCAGCGCCAUCAUGGGACCCUGUGCGGGGGGUGCUGUGUAUUCGCCCGCUAUCACAGACUUCACGUUCAUGGUCGAGAACACUUCGUAUAUGUUUGUCACCGGCCCUGAUGUGGUCAAGCAGGUUACCAACGAAGAUAUCACACAACAGGAAUUGGGAGGUGCCAAGGUGCACACGCGCAAGUCAGGAGUUGUGCACAACGCCUUCAGGAACGAUAUUGACGCGCUUCUAAAGAUUCGCGAAAUGGUGAGCUACCUACCUCUAAGCAACAAGGACAAGGCUCCCGUCAUGCGCACUGAUGAUAGCCCCAACAGAAUGGUGCCUGCGUUGAAGACUAUUGUACCACAGAACCCGCAGCUCGCUUACGAUAUGAAGUCUGUGGUUAAGAAGGUCAUGGACGAUGGUAAGUUCUUUGAGAUCCAGGAAGACUUCGCAAAGAAUAUUGUGGUUGGUUUCUCCCGCUUGGAGGGUCGUACGGUUGGUGUGGUUGGUAACAACCCCGUAUCCGCCUCUGGAUGUUUGGACAUUGAUGCCAGUGUUAAGGCCGCCCGUUUCGUACGCUUCUGUGACUCGUUCAACAUCCCUUUGGUGACCUUUGUCGACGUGCCCGGCUUCUUGCCCGGUACAAAGCAAGAGUACGGUGGUAUCAUCCGUCAUGGUGCCAAGCUGUUGUACGCAUACGCUGAAGCUACUGUCCCCAAGCUCACGGUCAUCACGCGCAAGGCUUAUGGAGGCGCUUACGAUGUCAUGAGCUCUAAGCACUUGCGUGGAGACAUCAACUACGCUUGGCCCAAUGCCGAGAUUGCAGUCAUGGGAGCUAAGGGAGCCGUGGCUAUUGUCAACAGAGGUGAGGAUCUUGUGGAAGCACAGAAGCACUACGAGGCUAAAUUCAGCAACCCGUUCACGGCUGCGUCUAAGGGCUUCAUCGAUGAUGUCAUCGACCCUGCCACCACACGCAUGCGCCUGUGUGCAGACUUAAAUGUACUGGCCAAUAAGAAGCAAUCCAGCCCCUGGAAGAAGCACGGAAACAUCCCACUCUAAAUAAAGAACUGCUCUAGAAAGUAAACGUCAUGUAUUCUGGACAUCGGACAAUAAAAUUAUAUAUGUGUAGAAAUAGCCUCAAAUACUCUAAUCGCGGGUGUGGUCUUAUGUUUUAACAUUUGCAUGCGCGUCAAUAAAUCUAUAUAUUUUUAUAAUAUCAAUGGGUGGAAGUGAACCGCAUCGCCAGAAAUUACUAACGU